UUUGCAAAUAUUAUAUUUAGUUUUCUGCCACGUAGCUUCAGUGUUUAAACAAAUAAAGAGGGAAUAAGUGUGCAUCUUUUGUAAAGCUGAGACUAUUCCUAAGAAUUCUCAAAAUUGGGAAAAGCCGCAUAAGUAGUAUAAUAACAUCAAGACACAGUUUCCAGCAAGAUAACUUUUGGAAAAGUUUUAUCAUUGAUUAAUCAUGAUCAGAAUAGCUAUCAUCUGCUUAAUAAUUUUUUUUGUUAAAAGUAAUUAUUGUAGUCUUUCCCAUGAAGACUUAGAGAAUUUGAUAAAUGUUUUCUCAGAUUCAGAAACAUUUAUUAAAAAUCGUGUUUUAAAUGAAGAUGCAGCAAUUUUCGUAGGCAAAUUGAAAUCUGGGAAAAGUACACUAAUUAAUUACUUAAUCGGGAAUACGUUAAAAAGUAUAAAAAUGAAUAGGUUUGAUCAGAUUAGAAUAGUAAAAGCAGACAAUCAAACCGAUGGACCUACAAUUGGUUCUCUUGUAUCUGCUGAAACUACAAUUCCAUCUAAAUGGACUUCAAAAGUAUUUCCCGAUUUAUCACUAUGGGAUUGUCCUGGAUUUGAUGACAAUAGAGGAGCAGUACAAGACAUUACUAAUGCCUUUUAUGUCUAUCAUUUAAUGAAAAAUGUUAAAUCACUAAAAAUUAUUUUAGUUAUCGAGACUGACAGUUUAAUAUCUGACAAUAUAGAUGAUUUUUUAUCAACUUUAAGAUCUUUUCAACAAAUGUUUAUAAAACAGUUUGAUGUUUGUUUUCAAAGCAUUUCGAUAAUUUUCUCUAAAGCAGAAUAUAAGUUUUAUGGAUCGACAAUAAAUCAUGAAUUCAUUAAAGGUCUAUUAAAUGAAAAAGUUUUACUAGCUUUUCAUAAUAUUAUAUCUCCUUUUACAGAAGGUUUUAUACAAUAUAUAAUAGAUAAUAAGGAUAAUGUUGCUUUUUUUAAAAAAGCAAGAAGGAAAGAAAUCCUAUUCAAUAUCAAUAAUUCUUCUGAUAUUGAUGAUAAUAUUGUUUCGGCAAUUAGAAACUCCAGAAGUUUAAAUAGAAGCUCUCUUUUAAAUGUACGUCCAAUUAUUUCAACGUCUUCAGAGGCGAAACUGCUUGAUGCCAAGUCUGAUUUACAAUCAGUACAAAAAAUUGCUUCAUUAUCAGAAACUACGGUAAAUGUAUGCAUCAAAAUUAUAAAUGAUAUGGAAAAUUCGUUAGCAGCUGCAAAUGAAGAAAACUUAAAUACUAUAAAAGAAAAUGUAACUGCAAUUAUACAUAUAAUAGACAGUGCUUUAAAUGACAGCUCUAGCUUACAAGAAAGGAUUCGAAUUUUCCAACAACUUAAUCAUGAUAUUGUAACAGCAAUAAAAAAGGAUGAAUUGUGGAUAAAAAUUAAUCAAUUAGAAUUUAUCGAUAGAAUAUUGAAUAUAGAAAUGGGUCCUCAAAUGAAUUUUGGUUUUAAAGCUAUUCUAGAUGCUGCGAAAUCGAAAAUGGAAAUCAUCAACAACGAAAUUGAUCUUCAUAAAAAGCUUAUAGCGGAGAAAGAAUACAGAAGAAGGAAACAAGAAAUCGAAAAUAAUAGAAAUCAAACACAAAAUGCAAUAAAAAUUAGCAUGGAAAAAAUAAGUGUGAGAGAUAAAAUAAUUAAUUUUUGGAAUAAAAUAAAAAAAUUCAUUCUUCGUUUAGUUUAAUAAAUAAAAUGUAAUAAAAGUUGAAUUAAGAGAAAGUAUUAAAAAAAAUUUUUCCAUUAUUGUAGAGGAUAUUUUUAGGAUAAACAUCCUUAGGACAUUCACGAAAAGUUUUCAUGAUAUCCUGGAAUAUCCUUUGCUGUGAGGGCUAUUUAUAGUUAGUAAGGUUUAAAACGAGUGUAAAAGUAAAUAAAUGAGAAAAUAGAAUAUAAAACUGUAUUCAAUGAUAUAUUUAAAUUAUAUUUUAUAAGAAGAAUAUUAUACGCAUUAUAAUUAAUAUAAUAAAUAAAAUGUAUCUAAUUUAA
Messenger RNA from Leptopilina heterotoma, 1995 nucleotides. RefSeq lists its product as uncharacterized. The record is from RefSeq and is a predicted model, not a curated record. The transcript has 2 exons. Lineage: Eukaryota; Metazoa; Arthropoda; Insecta; Hymenoptera; Figitidae. Bases 203 to 1693 code for a protein of 496 amino acids.